AUGGCAAAGAAAGAAGACAUCAAGCGGGCGCCGUCUCCGGUGGUAUCGGUCGAGAAUGGAACUAUACUCAAACAAACGAAUGAAGACGCGAUGCUGCAGGAAAUGGGCUACGAACAGCAGAUGAAAAGAGGCUUUAACUUCUGGUCCAUGACCGCGUUUUGUUUGACUGGCCUUGGUCUUCUCCCUAGUCUUGGAGGCACGAUCUGGUAUAGUUUGGGUUUUCUCGGUCUUCUGCCAAUGACUUGGGGUUGGCUCAUUGCCGUCUUCUUCAUCAUGUUCGAGGUGUUUGCGCUAGCAGAGCUGAGCUCUGCGAUGCCAACUGCUGGUGGCUUGACCUAUCGAACCGCACCUCCGAAGAUGAAAAGAUUCGCCUGUUGGGUGACAGCCUGGUGUAUGGUGCUGUCAGCGUCACUUGCUGGAGGGUCGUUCUUCAUGACCCAAGCGAACAUGAUCCAAGCACUGGUGGUCAUGUAUCAUCCCGAGUUUGCACCGACAGACUGGCAGGUGUAUCUGGUACGUCACCUUGAGCUAUCAGACAGCUAUUGCGCUUGGGCAAUGAUCUUACCUAGUAAGAUUUUGGGCCAGCUCAGCAACAUUUUCGUCUGGUUGGGCACGAUCACAUUCUUCGUGAUCCUCGUGGCUUUGCCUGUAUACGCAAGCAAGAAUGGCCGCACGAACUCAGCAAAGGCGAUGUUCACAUCGUCAUAUAACCAGACUGAAUGGUCCAGCAAAUCACUGGUUUUCCUCAUGACUUUCUUGGUACCACUAUGGUGCAUCAGUGGUUACGACUCCACCGCCCAUCUGGCUGAAGAAACAGAAAACGCUUCCACUGCUGUGCCUCGAGCGAUGUGGAUCUCUUGCGCUGCUGUCGCCGUUCUCGGCUACAUCUUCAAUGUGGUGUUAGCUUACGUCGCGACAGAUAUUGAUGCAAUUUUCGCGUCUCCUCUCGGGCAACCUCUGGGUGCAAUCAUGCAACUAUCGAUGGGAAACGGCACCUUUACGAAAUUUCUAUGGGCGUGUACUGUUGUCUCGAAUUUUGGCGUAGUCUUCGUCAUCAAUACAGCUGGCACCAGGAUAUACUUUGCGUACGCACGAGACGGAGCCUUGCCGAUGUCGAAGUGGUUGAGUCAUGUCAACUCGGUCACAAAGACACCCAUCAAUGCGACCAUCGCGCUUUCGACAGUGUUUGCUUUGAUUGGUCUGAUAUCCUUGGGUUCUUCUACUGCCUUGCAUGCUUUCUUCUCCGGUUCAUCUUUGGCAGGAGCCGUAACGUAUCUGAUGCCUGUCUUGAUGAGGUGA
This is a messenger RNA of Exophiala aquamarina CBS 119918, 1299 nucleotides long. RefSeq lists its product as uncharacterized. The transcript has 6 exons. Gene Ontology annotation, molecular function: transmembrane transporter activity. Gene Ontology annotation, biological process: transmembrane transport. Bases 1 to 1299 code for a protein of 432 amino acids. The record is from RefSeq and is a predicted model, not a curated record. Lineage: Eukaryota; Fungi; Ascomycota; Eurotiomycetes; Chaetothyriales; Herpotrichiellaceae. Gene Ontology annotation, cellular component: membrane.